This is a messenger RNA of Abrus precatorius (Indian licorice), 2506 nucleotides long. RefSeq names its product expansin-like A2. The transcript has 5 exons. NCBI's taxonomy places the organism in Eukaryota, Viridiplantae, Streptophyta, Magnoliopsida, Fabales, Fabaceae. The coding region runs from base 255 to 1037 and encodes 260 amino acids. The record is from RefSeq and is a predicted model, not a curated record. Gene Ontology annotation, biological process: sexual reproduction. Gene Ontology annotation, cellular component: plant-type cell wall; plasmodesma; extracellular region.
GCACGCACAGCUGUUUGGGAUUUGGCGCAGAGUCGGUGAGUGAAGUCAGAAAGUGACCCCAUUUAGUUUCUUUGUGUAGCCGCGUUCACUGAGUGUGUGUCCCCUUUCGUUCUUAUCUAAAUACCAAAGCCUUUUUGGAUAUGCUGUUCUGUUUUCUCAAUAACCUGUUUUUGUAAUUCCUAUAUAUACCUCACCUUAAUCUCCUUCCUUUUCAAACCACAUCAGAGACUCAAACCAAAAAACAUAUAUCAUACAUGGCUUUCUUUCUCUCGUUCUUUGUCUUGCUUCUUGCUUCGUCUGCCACUGCUUGCGAUCGCUGCGUGCAUCCAUCCAAGGCUGUCUAUUUCUCCAAAGCUUCCGCUCUUUCAUCUGGGGCAUGUGGGUAUGGCUCUUUGGCCCUGGACUUGAGUGGUGGACACCUUGCAGCUGGUGUUCCUUCACUUUUCAAAAAUGGAGCUGGUUGUGGUGCUUGCUUUCAAAUAAGAUGCAAGAAUCCAACUCUCUGCACAAAAGCGGGUACCAGAGUGGUAUUGACCGAUCUUAACCACAAUAAUGAAACUGAUUUUGUUCUCAGCAGUAGAGCCUUUGUGGGGAUGGCUCAGAAGGGUAUGGACCAACAAAUAUUGAAGCUUGGUAUCGUAGAUAUUGAAUACAAGAGAGUGCCUUGUGAGUACAAAAGUAAGAAUUUGGGGGUCCGUGUAGAAGAAUCAAGCAAAAAGCCAGAUUAUUUGGCAAUUAAAUUUUUGUAUCAAGGAGGUCAAACGGAGAUAGUAGGCGUUGAUGUAGCUCAGGUUGGGUCUUCAAAUUGGAGCUUCAUGAGCAGAAACAACGGUGCUGUGUGGGACACAAGCAGGGUUCCCCAAGGGGCAUUGCAAUUCCGGUUAGUGGUAACAGCAAGGUAUGAUGGCAAGUGGAUUUGGGCACAGAAGGUUCUACCUGCUGAUUGGAAAACUGGAGUUAUAUAUGAUUCUGGUGUUCAGAUAACAGACGUUGCACAAGAGGGUUGUUCCCCAUGCGAUGAUGCCACCUGGUCAUGAUUCUUCACAAGACACUGUUCAUGUGUUCACGUAUACACAGAGAUAUACCCUUCCAUUUUGUUUGUUCAUACUAUAAUAUAUAACCUAACAAAGCAUCUCAUAUACUCAAGAAAUGUGGAGUAGCUUAAUAAAUUUGAAAAGUUUUCUUGUUUGUAAACUACUCAAUUUCGUCACUUUGUAUUCUUUUUUUCACUUACAAUAAUGUCUUUUUCUCAACUUAUUGCUGAAAAUGGAAUGUUAUUCUAACGUGUAUAAUAUAAUGCUCACGUAAACACAGUUGGCAACAGAAGCUAAAAUAUACCAUUUAUUCCUAAGUAUAUUCCACCGCUCUCAUUCUUGGUGUGUAUUGGGCAUAAGUUUGAAAAAUCAAAUCUUUCAGUUUUUAAUAAAUACAUGUUUUAAUAAAAAAAAAUUAAUAUUAAUUUAAUAGAUAUCGUAAUUACAAUUCAUUAUUAAAAAUUAACUGUAUUGAUAUCAAUUAUAUUAAUUUCUAAAAUAAAUAGCCCUUAAUUUAUGUUUUUUUGCUUCAGUCCAUUACCCUUGUAAUGUUGUCGAGUUUCCGUCCAUUGCCCUUGAAAGAUUAUUGUCAUUCUAAUAAAUAGGUGUUUUCGUUUCGUUCUACAUAAGCGUAUUCUAUAUAACUCUAAAGCCCAUCGAACUUUGAAUCAGUGUAGUCCAGCUCUGUUUAGUGCCAAGCUUUGGGCUUUUUAUGUCUGGGCUUUCUCUAAUGUCGUUAUCAAUAGAUUUACCAAAAAAUGCUACUCAUCACACUAGGAAAAAAAAUGCAAGUUACAAUGACUCCAAUAUUUUAAUUUGACCAGAAGACAAUGAAAAUAUCACAUCCGCACUCUUAAUUUUAAAAUGAGGAGUGUGACCAAAAUUUAAUGGUAACGAUAACAAUUAUUUAUAAUCCAACUUUACAUUGACUUAUAUGUAUAUUUUGAGUUUGACUGCUCUAUUUAAUUAAUUCAUUUUUCAACUUCAAUUUUGAAAAAAAAAAGUAUGAGGUAGAUAGAAGAUUCAUAGUGAUAUUUUAUUAAAUAUUUUGCAAUUACAAUAUAAUAAAAAAAUAUUGAGUUGUGGUUUGUCCAUUACAUAAAUUUUGUUUUUAUUUAUACGUGCUCCUUUUUUUAUAUUAGUCUUAAAACAACAACAAUAAAAAAAUUAUUUUAUUUUAUCUAUUUUUAACUCAAGCUCCCCUUUUACAAGUUAAAAUUUACAUUAUAUAGAAUGAUAUAAUAAACUUACAUGGUAAACUGUUUAUAUCAUGUUAUUUCAACAAAUAACAAAAAUAUGAUAUGAUAGGAAAAAUAUCUUAUUAUAUUGUGUUUGCUUAAUAAGCUCUUAGGAUUUCACCAUACUAUAAGUUAAAUAAAAUUAACUGCUAGCCUGUGCAUUGUAUGAGUCUGUUUAAUCAUUAUUAAGUAUUAGUGACUUCUCUGUGUCUUUCCUAGCUAUUAUUACAUUAU